UCUCCCUUUUUUAAUAUUCCGGCCUACUCCCGGCGACUGUAAAAUUCCGUCCACCGUAACAGACAUCAUUUGUCGUUUAUGGUGACAGCACAGGACAGGACUAGUGCCCCUACCCCAAUCGUCCUCGAACACUGAACCGGGCCCACUAGGGGCGUAGCCUUCCCUUCUCUCUCCUACUCCCCCUCCCGCCACGUGUCCCUUCACACCCACACGCCCUGUGAGAGCGUGUGUGCGCCACUCACUCAGCAUGAUGAUAUAUGUUGCAUUCGCCUCACUCUUCACUCUCCCUCUCUCUCUCUCUCUCAUUCACUGGUUUGCUUCCAUUUCAGGAGAGUCGUGAUGACGGCCGACGGCUCCGACGCCGACGAAGUGGCAGCCCGCUUCGACGCCAUGUUCGCCGGCGUGAGCCUCCAAUCCCUUCUCCUCCAACAAAUUCCCCACCUCCACCCGGUCGUCCCCGACGGCGACGACAACUGCCCCCAACUCCCUUCCACCCUCCUCCCACCGCCUCUCGUCCCUAGUGACCAGUACAGCCCAGCUUUGAGCCACGGCAAAACCACCGACGAGGGCUCCUUCCCUAUCAGCAGUAGUACCCUUGUUCUCGAAACUCCUAAACCCGAGCCCCUCGAUGAGCCCCUUGAUGAGCCUGUCACCGCUGAGCUUCAGUUCCCGCCGGUACUGUUCCACCACCUCGACUGCUUUCAGCCCGCUCAGCCGCCCUCGGACUCUCUCUCGGCAGCCACCGGAAGCCAUAUCCCUUGGCAGCAUGAACUCCCCAACAACACCAGCCCGACGCCCGUUCCGGCAUCGCGGAGGCGUGCGGGCUCGAGGAGGGACCUGGUCAGGCAGCGUCAGCGACGCCGUGAUAUCAGCGAGAAGAUGAGGUGCCUAAAGAAGCUAAUGCCGACGACGAACCGGAAAAUGGACAACGCCACCUUGCUGGAGGAGGUCCACAAGUACAUCCGCUUCUUACAGGCCCACGUCUCUGCUCUCCUCUCCAUCCCCGCCCACGUCCAUCAUGGCCCUCCUCCUCCCCCUCCCCCUCCUUGUUAUCAACAGCCUGCACUGCCCCAUCAAGCCGAUAACUACUCAUAUGCCGACGCAGCAAUGAUCGGGUCAGACGGCUGCAGGUCGGUGCUGGGGCUGAACCAGCGGCAACAGACUGUGCUCUACUCCCGAGGCCAGUGCGUGGUCUCCGUGGAGCAGCUGGAGAUGGCAGAGACGGCGAUAAUGGCCCACCACCACUACCAGCAGCAGCAGCAGCAGCAGCAGGAGCAGAGUAUGACGAUGGUGAUGGCAUCCGUGAUGUUCGAUGCUUAUUCCUCGUCGGUUUCGAACUUCUACUGACCCCACCCCCAUGAAUGAUCUACAGACAAACACCACCAGUCAGUCUAGCUAGCUAAUUAGGAAGACCAAAACACGGGAUCUCAUGCAUAUGAUUUUCUUGUCUUCUUUUUUUUUUCAUAGUUAAAAGAUGUUUGGAAAGAACAUCAUUGAUCAGUCUGCUGCAAUUAGAAGAAGCAAAACUCUCAGUCAUUUUGUUUGGAAGGGAAGAGAGAACUUGGCUUUGUGAACGACUUUGAAUCAAUGACCCGACAACUUUUUUACGAUUCCCGUUUCGUUCUGCGUUUGGCAUUCUGCUUCUGCCUGAAAAUAGUUCGUCCGCUCUGCAACGAUGUAGUGAGGGAGGAAUGAGGAUUGAUAUUUGAUUGAGGAAG
Molecule: messenger RNA, 1718 nt
Organism: Punica granatum (pomegranate)
Lineage: Eukaryota; Viridiplantae; Streptophyta; Magnoliopsida; Myrtales; Lythraceae
Source: RefSeq, a predicted model, not a curated record